AUGUUAAUAAUAUUCCCAUUCUGGAUUAUUAUUGCUCCGCGAGAUUAUUCAGAUGUAGCCCUGUGUUCGUCUGCUCGUUUCUCUCCGCAAUUAGACGCUAGCAGUAGCUAAGGGAAUCUGGGCAGCAAUGUCCAGUGCUAAACAAAUGCCACAAGACUUGUGAAAAUGAAAGAACCAUUUCAGGCAGGAGCAGUGCCUUGCCGGAAGUCGAUCUUCUGGACACAGCCAGUGGAUAGAGUCACAUGCAGGCAAACUGAAUUUAAAGAUUGAGUGUAAACAAGAAAGUACCAAAGGGGCAACAUACUAGGAGUUCACAUCCUGGAAUUCAUCAAGCAUGGCUAUUCCAAGACUGAAAUGACCCUUGCAGCCGCCUGUGGAAUGAAUCACACAACAUUUUGAUUAGAAAGUCACUGGAGCUCAGGCUGUUCAUUUGCAAAUGCCAACGUUAAAUGGCCAUUCUCAGCAUGUCCCACACUGUACACUCCUAGGAGCCAAGCAGAAAUGUGUGGGAUACUGCUAACAUAGCGUGUAGAGAGUUUGACAAAGCUUACGAGAGUUCAGCAUGCUCGCUCUGGGAAGAGCCAGGCUGCAAACAUGGCAUAGUAUGAAGAUUGUUAAAUGCUGUAGCUUAAUGAAAACAUUUGCAGCACAGAAGAAAUGCUCUUGGAGUAUGUGGCAAGACAGAAUUCAGCUCUGAUGAAAACACAAAGAUCUGAACGGUGUUAUGGAAAAUAGUGCAGUUCAUGUCCAGAAAUGCCAAGUGCACAAAGGAAAAAAAGUCUGAUCCUGUGUGAUUGCAUUGCAGUUUGCCUUAUAUCUGGGGUCAUUAAGUCAUCAGUCCAUAGUGAAAGGAAACAACGGGCUCCCGCCUGUAGACCGGCUCCUGAAGUUCCUUGUGGAUAGCUCUGCCGACUGCGAGGAGGAAGUUCAGUGUGCAAACUGCGACCAGGAGUGCAAGAAACAGGAAAUGGACACCAUGUAUUUCUGCAACACCUGUAACCAGCCCCUCUGCAGCAAGUGCCGCGAAGAGACCCACAAAGCCAAGAUGUUCUCUCGCCACGAGAUUGUCUCCUUGACUAAGCGCACUAAAGACAUCCACAAGAAAUGCUCUCUUCAUGAGGAACCUUACAUCAUGUUUUCAACAGAGAAAAAAUCCAUGCUCUGCAUUAACUGUUUCCGGGACAUGCAGGUAGAAAGCCGAGCCCACUGCAUUGACAUCGAGACUGCGUACAUGCAAGGCUGCGAGAAGCUCGACCAGGCUGUGAUGGCCGUGAAAGAGCUCCAGACGUCCACUCGAGAGGCCAUUGUCCUCCUCAAAGCCAUGAUUGAGGAGGUGCGCAACAGUGCAGAUGAGGAGAAGACAUCCAUCAACUCACUCUUCAGUAGCAUGCAGGAGAAACUAGCAGAGAGAAAAAAGAUGCUUCUGAAAGCUGUUCAGAGUCAGUAUGAAGAGAAGGAAAAGGCAUUUAAGGAGCAACUCUCCCACCUGGCAUCCCUGCUGCCCACCCUGCAGGUCCAUCUGGUCACCUGUUCUGCUUUUUUGAGCUCUGCGAACAAAGCCGAAUUCCUGGAUUUGGGAUACCAACUGAUGGAGAGGCUCCAGAAAAUAGUCAAACUUCCACAUCGCUUGAGACCUACGCAGACGAGCAAGAUAAACACUGAGUACAGGGCUGAGUUUGCCCAUUGCUUGGAGCCACUGUUGCUGCUGAAUCCACGCCGGUCUGUGGUGGUGAGCGGAGGCGGCAUUGGACCAGGGAUCAGCAGUGGAAACAUGCUCUCGGGUGGCCAGUGCUCCAAGACGCUGAUAGUGCCUGGCUGUCCCCCUUCCUGCGAUAAGAUGUCCAUCACAGGCGCUAUCGUGCGAAAGCCAACCAUGCAUCGUUACAUCAGCACCAAGGUCCUGCUGGCCGAAGGAGGGGAGACGCCCUUCACUGAGCACUGUCGCAACUAUGAGAACAUGUAUCGGACCCUGCAAACAGAGAUUCAGAACCUGAAGGAUCAGGUACAGGAGCUGCAUCGUGACCUCACAAAGCAUCACUCCCUCAUCAAGACAGAGAUCAUGAGUGAGAUCCUACAGAAAUCCCUCCAGAUGGACGUGCAGAUUGCCUCGGAGUAUUCGUCUGUGGAAAUGAUGCGAAGCAUGUUUGAAGAGAUUUGGGAGGAAACAUAUCAGAGGGUGGCAAAUGAGCAGGAAAUUUAUGAAGCACAGUUACAUGACCUGUUGCAGCUGAAACAGGAAAACAGCUACCUGACAACCAUCACCAAACAGAUUGCCCCCUAUGUCCGCUCCAUAGCUAAGGUGAAGGAACGGCUGGAGCCCAGACUACAAGAACCCAGGGAACUGAAGGAUGACCAGACAGAGAAUCUGCUCAAAAUUUACGAUGACAGCACAGUGACCAGUGACACAACUCACAGGAACGACUUGACAAGAAGCAUGGAAGACAACAGGGAGCCCAAAGUGGACAACCGAAUGCUGAACAUUGUCACUGAGGAUUCCCUACUGAAAGACACUUACAGAACCAAACAGAAAGGUGGGACAGAGAGUCCCAGCCAGAAAGAUUUUGCAACUUAGGCAAGGCAGAGUGCCAAGAAGCUGCACUGCUUUGCAUUUCAUCUAUGCAAACAAAAGACUUAAAUAGGAGUUUCUCAAGUACAUUUAUGGUUGAGUCAGGCUGGUAUGUUACAGAGGAUCUAUCCAUUGAAAUAAAGACUUGACAAGAUGGGAAGGACCAGCAUUUCCAAAUUUAGUUUGAUGAAAUUGAGUCUUGAAAUGCAGACUACGGCUUCACCAAUUCAGUUAAUCUAAAUACUGUUCUCAUUACAUUACCAGAUGGUUAUUAAUCAGUUAUGGUCGGAUUUCCCAGGCCAAUUUCUUUGGCUAUUUGUGUAUUUUCAACAACGUUAUACUGUAUUUUUCUGCAUCAAUAAAUUCAAACCUCUAUUCAGCAGAGAAGUCCAGUAUCUCCUGCGUCAGAACUCUUUGGUGAGCCCCCAUCAGGUCAGUAACUUGUUAUUGGAAUUGGUCUCCUUUCUCCUUCACAUGGAAACUUUGAAAAAACAAAUAUGGAUAUAUUUCACACCUGAAAUCCCUUAUCUCAGCUGCUCAAAGUGAACUGUAAGCUCUUGAUGGUGAACCUAGAAAAAAGUGGAGUAUUAAUAAGCCUAAUUUUGAUAUUGUGCUAUCAAUUUAUUUUAAAUGCAUGAAAACAGCUAGCUGUAUGUAAGUUUUAUUCCCACUACCCC
Messenger RNA from Terrapene triunguis (Three-toed box turtle), 3243 nucleotides. It is a transcript of the gene RNF207, whose product is annotated as ring finger protein 207. The transcript has 17 exons. The record is from RefSeq and is a predicted model, not a curated record. Gene Ontology annotation, biological process: regulation of cardiac muscle contraction; regulation of heart looping. Lineage: Eukaryota; Metazoa; Chordata; Testudines; Emydidae. Gene Ontology annotation, molecular function: zinc ion binding; transmembrane transporter binding; Hsp70 protein binding. Gene Ontology annotation, cellular component: perinuclear region of cytoplasm. The coding region runs from base 968 to 2572 and encodes 534 amino acids.